Molecule: messenger RNA, 476 nt
Organism: Spirodela intermedia
Lineage: Eukaryota; Viridiplantae; Streptophyta; Magnoliopsida; Alismatales; Araceae
Source: the annotation of a GenBank genome assembly
AUGGUGAGAGGACGUCAAGACGAAACCUUGCUGAACAUCUAGGAAGACACGCACGGAGAGUUCGAGGUCGCACUUACUCGCUGAACAUUUAUCAUUAUCAGUCGCCCCGUCGUAGAACAUAGGGUUGCACCAGGUCAACAGAAGAAAGAAGGGAGAUUUCAAUAAGUUGCGACGUGGAUACUGAAAAGAAGGUAUAUAAUUGUUGAUACUAUGAUAUCUGAAUAAAUUAGUUAUCACCCCUGCUGGAUGAAUUGAAUUAGCUAUAAUAUUGAUCCCCUCAUCCUGUCAAAAACAAAAGUAAACCACCAUCAUCGUCAUUAGAUGGGUAAAUGUUGAGGCCCUUACAGCAAGAACUGGGCUAAGGAGAGUCCGGCCCUGCAGAAACUCCCCCAGUCCAGUGCUACGGUCGGGCAGGCAGAGUGGAGCGUAUGGCGACAGGACGUGAGAACCCGACAUCAUCGGGGGCAUUGAUGUAG